Messenger RNA from Malaclemys terrapin pileata, 5078 nucleotides. It is a transcript of the gene DPYSL2, whose product is annotated as dihydropyrimidinase like 2. Gene Ontology annotation, cellular component: cytosol; cytoplasm. The transcript has 15 exons. The record is from RefSeq and is a predicted model, not a curated record. The coding region runs from base 229 to 2259 and encodes 676 amino acids. Lineage: Eukaryota; Metazoa; Chordata; Testudines; Emydidae. Gene Ontology annotation, molecular function: hydrolase activity, acting on carbon-nitrogen (but not peptide) bonds, in cyclic amides.
UCCACGCUCCCACUCCAGGGCUCUGCUCGCAUGGGCAGGAGCUGGGAGGGGAGGGUUUAUCGCGCUCUCUCUCUAGCCUUUAACCAUAAUUAAAUCUCAACAGCCAUUUAGUGCCUCCCCCCGAGCCCCCUUAGAAGUGAGAUCCGGGGUGGGGGGAGGGGUGGCACUGUUGGGUGUUUCCCUGUCUUGCAAGGUCACUAAUUCCGGAGCAGGGAGACCCCCGGAGCCAUGGCCGAGAGGAGGCAGAAUGAAGAAGAGGAGGUCCCAGCCUUCUUCAAGAACCUGGGCUCAGGCAGCCCCAAGCCCCGGCAAAAAUUCUGUGGCAUGUUCUGCCCGGUGGAAGGCUCCUUGGAGAACAAGACCAUCGAUUUCGAUUCUCUCUCGGUGGGACGGGGAGCCAGCAGGAUCGUGGCUCAGCAGAGGGAUGUGGCCCACUUGGGCUCGGAUUCCCAGUCCCUCUCUUCCAGGCAGGGCAGGAAGGGAGGGGAGCCAUCUGUUGAAUUCGGGAGAAAGGUGGAGAUCAGGGCGGCUGCUGGCAAAGAGGCGCUGCAGAACCUCAAUGACAAGAGCGAUCGUCUUUUGAUCAAGGGUGGUAAAAUAGUUAAUGAUGACCAGUCUUUCUAUGCAGACAUUUACAUGGAAGAUGGGUUGAUAAAGCAAAUUGGAGAGAAUCUGAUUGUGCCCGGGGGAGUGAAAACCAUUGAAGCCCAUGGCCGGAUGGUGAUCCCUGGGGGAAUUGAUGUCCAUACCCGCUUCCAGAUGCCAGGCCAGGGAAUGAUCUCUGCGGAUGACUUCUUCCAUGGAACCAAGGCUGCCCUGGCUGGAGGCACCACGAUGCUCAUUGAUCACGUAGUUCCGGAACCAGGAACCAGCUUGAUCACGGCAUUUGACCAGUGGCGAGAAUGGGCGGAUAGCAAGUCUUGCUGCGAUUACUCUCUGCAUGUGGAUAUCACGGAGUGGCAUAAAGGGGUUCAGGAGGAGAUGGAAGCCCUGGUGAAAGACCACGGUGUGAAUUCCUUCCUGGUUUACAUGGCCUUCAAAGAUCACUUCCAGCUAACAGAUUCUCAGAUAUAUGAGGUCCUGAGCGUAAUCCGUGAUAUAGGUGCCAUAGCUCAAGUUCAUGCUGAGAACGGUGACAUCAUUGCUGAGGAGCAGCAAAGGAUCCUGGACCUGGGAAUCACAGGCCCUGAAGGGCAUGUACUGAGUAGACCUGAAGAGGUGGAGGCCGAAGCAGUGAACCGGGCAAUAACCAUCGCCAACCAGACCAACUGCCCUCUGUACAUCACCAAGGUGAUGAGCAAAAGUGCCGCAGAUGUUAUUGCUCAGGCCAGGAAAAAGGGCACCGUGGUCUAUGGUGAGCCCAUCACAGCAAGCCUGGGGACCGAUGGAUCUCAUUACUGGAGUAAGAACUGGGUCAAGGCUGCAGCCUUUGUCACCUCCCCACCACUGAGCCCUGACCCAACCACUCCUGAUUUUCUCAACUCCCUGCUGGCUUGCGGAGAUCUGCAGGUAACUGGCAGUGCCCACUGCACCUUCAACACUGCCCAGAAAGCUGUUGGAAAGGACAACUUUACCUUGAUCCCUGAAGGAACCAAUGGGACUGAAGAAAGAAUGUCCAUCAUCUGGGAUAAGGCUGUGGUGACUGGUAAAAUGGAUGAGAACCAGUUCGUAGCUGUGACCAGCACCAAUGCUGCUAAGAUCUUCAACCUGUAUCCACGGAAGGGCCGCAUCGCUGUGGGCUCGGACGCUGACCUUGUCAUCUGGGAUCCUGACAGUAUCAAAACAAUCUCUGCCAAGACUCAUAACAUAACUCUGGAGUACAAUAUCUUUGAAGGCAUGGAAUGCCGUGGGUCUCCAUUGGUGGUUAUCAGCCAGGGAAAGAUUGUGUUGGAGGAUGGGAACCUCCAUGCAACUGAGGGCUCUGGACGAUACAUCCCCAGGAAGCCAUUCCCUGACUUUGUUUACAAGCGCAUCAAGGCAAGGAGCAGGCUGGCCGAGCUGCGGGGCGUCCCCCGGGGCCUGUACGAUGGGCCCGUCUGCGAAGUAUCAGUGACACCGAAGACUGUCACACCAGCAUCCUCGGCUAAGACGUCUCCAGCCAAACAGCAGGCCCCACCUGUCAGGAACCUCCACCAGUCUGGAUUUAGCUUGUCUGGUACAUACUUAUGUGCACAGAUCGACGACAAUAUCCCCCGCCGCACUACUCAGCGCAUAGUGGCGCCGCCCGGUGGACGUGCCAACAUCACCAGCUUGGGUUAAGGAACUAACCUCUCUGAGGCCGCCUAGCGGACCAGGGGAGGGGGCAGGGUACUUGGAGACCCUUUUGAUUCUUUUAGAGCCUGUGACAGUUACUGCGGGCAACCAGUGUGCUAUGAUGCCAUUUUCAGUCCCCCCAAUCCAUCCUCCUCAUCGUCACCGAUCCCACUCAAUUCCCCCUCCCCCCGAUCCCACCACAUUUAAAGAAACAAACCCGGUUUGAUAUGCUGGACAGGCAAAAAUUCAGUUUAAAGAGGGUGUUUGAGAUGUGGCCUCUGUUCCCAUUAAACAUCUCUCUUUUGACAAAGGAAGGAUAAAGUGAAUUUCCCGGGAGCUGCCUUUUAAAAAAAAUAAAAUUUAAAAUUGCUUUUAGAGACAUCCAACCCAGCAGUAAUUCAAGGCGUUUUUAAACUGGAUAUUCCUUAGGGUCCUGACCUGCAACAGGACAACUAAAUGGAGGGCAGAGGAACACAAGUCUAAACUUGUAUCAACAUUCUCCCCAUCAACCAUUCUGUGAUCUCCCUGGGUAUCUUAUUACAAAUAGGAACCCUGUGCUAGAAAUUGACAAGAUGCAUCUUACCCAGUUGGGUUGAGGUUUUGUGGUGUUUUUCCUUCUGGAUUUUUCUGCAAAUUAGAUCCUUGAGGAAAUUUAAAAAAUUAAGUACUUUUUAAAAUGUUUUGUACCAUUGUGUUUGCAGAGUCUCAUCUCAGAGUGGACAUCCCUCCCCCAUUCUCUCUCCCCUUCCCUAGCGUCAUUUGUGUCCUAGCUUCUGACCAUCACCACAAUCCUUUGGUUGUAGAAGUUCAUAGCAUCAUUUCAGCAAGCACUUGAAACUUGUGUUAGUUCAUGGACACUUCUAGGCCUCAAAGUGAAGCCAUGAUCUCCCUCAAAAUGUCUCAGGUCCUCAUCAGGUGUCAAUCAGCCUAGCACCAUUGAAGUUCACACUUAAUUGACACCAGCUGCGAUCUGGAACAAAGUCCCAUGAAAACCUUUCCUCAACAGACUUUUCAUUUGGGGAGAUGAAACUCCAUAAACGGAGAUUUUAGUCAAUAAACUAGGUUCAUUUGGCAGUAUGUUAAAUUCAAUAGCCACCCCUCCUUUGAUGAUCAGAAAAAGAGUAGAACUCACAAGAGCAGUCAUUUAAGAUAGAAAUAAACUUUGUUAGUAUCGUGUAAAGACCCCUCGUGAAAGCAUACAAGAAAGGGCUUACCAAUGGCAAUUCCAAUUAUUGGGCCAGAGCUACAGCUAGUGUAAAUGGCAACUUUGUGGUAGCUAUGCUGAUUUACACCAGCUGAGGAUUUUGCCAGUGAUUUGGGACAUCGUUAUACAAUAGAUCAUUGCACAAGGGCAAAUUUCAUCCUACUGGAAACACCCAGGAGAAGGCCUAUAUUUAACCCACCCUAACUUAGGGUCAGUGGUAGUUCUUUCUCCUUAUAUACUAGCUAAAUCCCAUAUAGAGAUUGCUUAGUGCCUGUGAGCUAAGGCCCAGAUCCUCAAAGGUAUUUAGGUGCCUAACUCCCAUGGAAAUCAGUGAGCGUUAGAUGCCUUUGAGGAAUUGGGUGCUGAUCCUUUAGCUCAAGCCAUGGAUGACUCUGGUUUCAGAUCCAGAUGGCAGUUGGUUCACAUGCAUCAUUUAAGUCCUACUCAAGCUGUAUUUUGAGAGCAUGGGGCCUUGGGCUGGUUCUUUGCACAGAGGGUAAUCUUUCACUCAUUGUCACAACAUUUAUCUUCACUGCCUUUUUGUCCCCUGCAGCUCUGGUAGAGCCAGGGUGGUCCCAGGAUAUGUGGGAGACAAGGUGGAUGAAGUAAUAUCUUGGUCCAUUAAAAGACAUUACCUCACCUACCUUGUCUUUUUGUCUCCUGGUAUUCAGUGGUGUCACCUGCUUCUUCGGUUUGUAUUUUCGCAUCUGCAUUCACUUUAUUUUUCCAUGUUUUAACUCUUUUAAAAUGGUGUUUACAGGUUCUUAAGGAAAAUAGAUAUAUGCAGGCUUUUAAAAACUAAAAACCAAAUCCGUUUUUGUAAAGUAUCAAAGCUGGGAUUUUCCAGUGAUCUUAAAGCAGUUUAGGUACCUAAGUCCCAUUGGAUCUCAACACCUAACUUUCAGUCUCCUUCAAAAAUAUCAGCCUUAAAAAAAAAAAAAAAAAACAGUAUGUUUAGUUGUCCAGCCAUGUUUGAUUUUGGUUUAACUUUUGGGUCUUUUGUUUUUUGUAAAAGAGAUUGCACUUUGUUAAAGUAAUCAGAAAAACCUAAUAUAUAUUACAGGUAUUUUUUCCACCUGUGCUUUGAAAUAAAUUGGAACAAGUUGGGGAGAAAAAAGAAACAGUCGUUUCAAUUCUACGAAACAUUUGCAGCUCUUCAGUAUUCACUUGAGUCUUCCUUGUUUUUUUUCCUUCACAGACUGACUUUUCAGAUAGUUUUGUUCAUUCAUUACAAAAGAAAAAAAUAUAAAGAUUUUUGCAGGCUAUGUAAGCAUGUUUUUCUGUGGGAGCUCAUUUGCUUUUUGUCUGUUUAAUGAAUGUCAUAUGUAAAUGCUUAAAGAAAAAAUGAGACUGACAAUUAACCGCAGUGACUUGAAGCUCUAAAAAUAAUAAACACUGUAGGAUUUAAUACUAGCUGGAUUUUAACCCUUGGAUUUGUGAUUGUGAACUAUGAGAGGAGGAGCUGUAAGUGCUAAAGAUGAUCAUGUGUGUAGACAAAAGUACUGAUAUUUGACCAUUGUCUCAACGGCAAACCCCACCCCAAAGUCUUGUGUUUUAUUCCUUACAAACUGUGUUAUAUUACUAUGGGAACGCCUAAUAAAGACAAAAUGUUGUGGUUCCA